Molecule: messenger RNA, 3360 nt
Organism: Lates calcarifer (barramundi perch)
Lineage: Eukaryota; Metazoa; Chordata; Actinopteri; Centropomidae
Product: LIM domain kinase 1
Exons: 15
Coding region: 243-2579 (778 amino acids)
Biological process (GO): actin cytoskeleton organization; protein phosphorylation; positive regulation of stress fiber assembly
Cellular component (GO): nucleus; cytoplasm; neuron projection
Molecular function (GO): protein binding; protein serine/threonine kinase activity; ATP binding
Source: RefSeq, a predicted model, not a curated record
CCAGCAGAGGGAGACUGGCCAGCUGGUGUCAGUGGGUCAGAGCUUUUUCUCACACAGCUACUCUGCACAUUAGAGAGGGGACUCAUAUAUACAGGAAGCCUCUGAGCGCAUGGAGAGAGAGAGAGUAAAAAACAGUAAAAGACAACACCUGCUACCGAGCCCAUGAAGUUAAUAGACUCCUUUCCUAACUGGGUGGAUUGUCUCUGAGUGACAGUUGUCUAUUGGUGAGCUGACAGGACAGAAUGUCACGGCGGGACCAGAGGUUUCGGAGAGGAAUGAAAGGACGGUGUUGUGAAUGUGGCUGUAUCCUGUCUCACUGGUACUAUGAAAGAGAGGGACAGCUCUACUGUAAGAAGCACUACUGGGCCCGUUAUGGAGAGCACUGCCACGGCUGCAGGGAGACCAUCGCAACAGGACUCAUUAUGGUUGCUGGAGAACAAAAGUACCACCCUGAAUGCUUCACUUGUAUGAACUGUGAUAUGUUCAUUGGAGAUGGAGACACCUACACGCUUGUCGAACACACCAAACUCUACUGUGGCCACUGUUUCCGUCAGGGUGUAGUAUCAGCUGCAAGGUCAGCUUCUCCACUCACCAAGAGUCCCCACAUGGUGGCGCUGGUGGAGCUUCCCCCUCUUACAGUUGGAAGACGAGGCCUGACUGUGACCACGGACCUCAGCCAAGACAAAAGCCCUCUCAUCACUGUGACUGAGUUAGACUCAACUGUCCUCAGCCCAGACCUGCUGUCCUCUGUCCACACUGGUGAUCGAGUGCUAGAGGUCAACGGCAUUCCUGUUCGCAACAUUUCCCCAGAUGAGAUACACUGUGUGAUUGAGGACACAAGCAGACCCCUGCAGUUGACCAUUGAACAUAACCCACAGGCUCCUGAUGACGUCCUUCAUUCAAACAGUCCAGAGGACAACAAUAGCCGUCCUGACCCUUGCGUCCGUGACAAACUAGCUCCAACCCACAAACUCCCGAGUCUAGAGGAAGAGCCAAGUCCAGGGGAGGACACAGAUGAACAAAUCAGGAUGAGCCACUCACCGCCUCGGCACCAAGGAACCACUGGAGUGCGAUCAAGACACAUCCUGCGCAGCUAUAGUAUAGAUAAGUGUCCUCUGUCCCCUGGAGGACUGCCACUUUUAUCUCAAAGGAGAGACAUGGUUCGCUCAGAGUCUCUCCGCGUGGACCCUGGAGAGCGGACCCACCGCAUCUUUAGACCUUCAGACCUCAUCCACGGAGAAGUGCUUGGCAAGGGCUGCUUUGGACAGGCUGUCAAGGUAACACAUCAGGAGACAGGGGAGGUGAUGGUGAUGAAAGAGUUGAUCCGUUUUGACGAAGAGACACAGAAGACUUUCUUAAAGGAGGUGAAGGUGAUGCGCUGUCUAGAUCAUCCCAAUGUUCUCAAGUUCAUUGGACUGUUUUAUAAAGACAAACGAAUAAACUUCGUCUCUGAGUACAUCCAGGGCGGAUCUCUAAGAGAGACCAUCAUAAAGAUGGACAAGGACUUUCCCUGGAGUACAAGAGUAGGUUAUGCCAAAGACAUUGCAGCUGGAAUGGCCUAUCUACACUCCAUGAAUGUUAUCCACCGAGAUCUAAACUCAUUCAACUGCCUGGUCAGAGAGAACCAGUCUGUGGUGGUGGCAGAUUUUGGACUAGCCAGGCUAGUGAUGCAGGAGAGGAACCAGAGCCGAACCUCUUCUAUGGACCGGCCUCCAAGGGGGCCACUGUCAGAGCUUCGUAGGCCUGACCGGAGGAAGCGGUAUACUGUGGUAGGAAACCCCUAUUGGAUGGCCCCUGAGAUGAUCCAUGGAAAAACCUAUGAUGAACGGGUUGACAUCUUUUCCUUUGGUAUCAUGAUAUGUGAGAUAAUAGGCAGAGUGAGUGCUGACCCUGACUUCCUUCCCCGGACGAAUGACUUUGGGUUGAAUGUAGCUGGUUUCCUGCAGCAGUACUACCCUGCACAGUGCCCCUCAGCCUUCCUGCCUCUGGCUGUCCUCUGCUGUGACAUGGACGCUGAUAAACGUCCUGCUUUUUCAAAGCUCGAGGAGUUGCUGGAGAACCUGCUGAUGCACCUAGACAUCGGUCUGCCUUUGCGCUCUGAGUUAGAGCAGCUCUCUAAAACCUUCUGGCAGAAUCACAACAUCCAGGACAACAUCCAUGAUUCUCAUGAACAAACCCACUGUUCACAACCACAAAGACAGAGCCCUGACCCGGACAAUACAAAUAACCACACAGAAUCUAAUCACCUCACUCAGAGCCAAGACCAAGACAGCAUACCUGACAGUCACUCGGACGGACAGCAAAACAUGCAGGACAACCAUAGCAUGAGGACUGAGCAGGUCCACUCCUGUUUGAAGAGAGAAUGUAUAAACUACUCACAAGAUGAGAGCCAGUGUUGCAGGACUAUGACAGACGCUGAAACCUGUAAACAUGAAAACCACUCAGGACAAGAAAACAUCCAACAUGAGCCGUCGCAGCCACUGCAGGACAACAGCUCGGACCUAGACCAGUCUAACAGGCACAGGAGGACAUGCAGAGCGUUGUGGGACAGAUCUACAGAGGACAGCUCUUUUCUCUGAUUGUUUAAUGUGAUGGUGAGAGAUGACACGUCUAUAAAGCCUAUUUUUGAAGGAUAAUAAACUUUAUGAACACAGUAGUGCCUUCUCAAACAAUAGAGAGAGAACUGGAAGAAUCAUAAAGCUAUAUGUUGGGGACUAAUGCAUGGACAACCUGCAGAAUCCAAUGAAUACAGAUUCAUGGUAUAUCAGAAGUAGUAAAAAUGUGUACACAGCUUUAUUGCCUAGCACAUUUCAUCUUAGUCAUAUUGCUCUGUGAACCCAUAUUUAAAUUGUUUGACUAGAGCUCAGCUGAUACUGGAAUUAGUUUAUGCCCAUAUUGACAUUUGAGAAUUUAGCAUUAGAUACGAUAGCAGCAUAUAGGCUGGUAUUUUUUUUUAGCAUGUAACAAAAACAUUUUUAAUAAGGAUUCCUUAAAUUGCCCCAAAAUCUGUCAAUGCUAAUAAAUGGACAAUCUACAACACUCUUUCUAAAUUACCUCAAACAUAUUAUUGCAUCUAUGUAUUAGUGUCUCUUUACUUAUUGGCCAACAUCUACAGUAUGAUAAUAUUAGUAUAUCUGUGAUAAGCUAAAAUUGGCUGACCAGUUUAUUGGUUGGGCUCUAGGAUCAACUAUUGUCAAGAAGCUGUGAAACACAUGGCACUUUAUACUUCAAGCUACAUUGCAUAGGUCAAUUAUUUAUCAGAAAGCGUUAAUGUAUUUUCUGUCAACAAUGUUCAGACCACAUCGAACACAUUGAGCUGUGAAACUACAACUGUAUUUAAUAAAGAAAAUUAUAAAUUCA